CACUACCACGCGCUACCCCGCCAAGUCCAAGAUGCCGCGUAUGGACCUAGGCCUUCCCUACAACCAUUGUAGCAACACACCAUGCCGCGAUGGCUUUCAGAGCCCUAGCCUCCUCCGCUGCGGUGGUUGUCAGGUCGUCAAGUAUUGUGGCCAGCCUCACCAAAAGGCCCAUCGACCCAGACACAAGGUCCAAUGUAUCCCGAUUAAACAGCAGAAGGACAAGGUUGUAGAGGAGGAGCAGAAGCUAUGGGCUGAUCCUGGCGUAGAUACAGCCGGGGAAAACCCUUUCGAAAGUAUUGUGGGCAAUUUCUGGUUUUUCAAAAGUACUCUCCCUUACAUGCAAGCUCGCUUUGACCACAUCACCGCCAUUCUUAACCGUCACAAUUGCGAAGCAGCUGAGAUGGCACUCGAUAAUUCUCUCGACCUGCUUCACCUUUGCAGAGGCGACAAUCUCAGCGUUCGUUCCCAGGAUCCUGCGCUGUAUCUCCGGCUUAGCAGGGACCAGGAGGCAUACGAUUUUAUCAACUGGUAUGCGGUCAGAGACCCUAGCUAUGACUUCCACGAUACGAGCUUGCCAUUCCUCGAAAAGCAUGACGAAGACGCGUUUGAGGCUGUCAACGAGAAACCCAAUUUCACCAAUUUGUCCUUCUUCGUGGCAUUAACGCUCAUCAAAAUUCGUUUGAUGAAGGACUUGGAGGGACUCCAAAAGUUCGUCCAGAGCAAGUCUAACGCCGCAGGUGAGGCUAGAUAUGAUUAUUUGCAGGAGGAGGCCAUGAGCGAUAUACUUCUCAAACGGCCGGAUAUUGUCGCGCAAGAUAAUUACAAGGAAAUUAUCGAUGAGCUUCGACGCCAGUACAGCGUACCGAUGGGUUAUACAAUUGGUUCACGAGAGGAGGCUGUGCUUGUUUUUCGGAACUCUUGGUACUCGUGGUCGGAGACGGAACCGGCUAUCGGGUUCAUUCGGGGCGUUAUACGCAACGAUCGGUAA
This is a messenger RNA of Fusarium oxysporum Fo47, 988 nucleotides long. Its product is annotated as zinc finger MYND domain-containing protein. The transcript has 2 exons. Lineage: Eukaryota; Fungi; Ascomycota; Sordariomycetes; Hypocreales; Nectriaceae. The record is from RefSeq and is a predicted model, not a curated record. Bases 32 to 988 code for a protein of 318 amino acids.